AUUGCCUACAUGUUUUUUCUAUUCAUGUUCACCUACACCGUUCUAGUGAAGAUGGGACCCACGCCACGUUGGCAGGAAGUCUAUUCGAUUGCGUACAUUGCAACAUUGGGUUUUGAGAAGAUACGUGAAAUUAUCUCUUCAGAACCGGUGGCUAUAACCCAUAAAUUUGCGGUGUGGGCCUGGAAUAUGUGGAAUCCUUGCGAUGCAGCUGCUAUUAUCUUGUUCCUGAUCGGUCUAUCGUUACGCUUUCGGCCGAACACUAUGGAUAUUGGGCGUGUGAUUUACUGUGUAGACAGUAUUUAUUGGUAUUUGCGAAUACUAAAUAUAUUGGGCGUUAACAAAUAUUUGGGUCCUUUGGUCACAAUGAUGGGCAAAAUGGUUAAAAACAUGAUUUAUUUUGUAGUACUCUUGGCUGUGGUGCUAAUGAGUUUUGGCGUCAGCCGUCAGGCUAUACGGCAUCCGGGCAACGAGCCAACAUGGGGUUUAAUUAAAGAGUUGAUUGCUGGUUCGAUUAUAGCGCCGGGCUUUCUGGGCGCUUUGGGCCAUAAUAGUCGCUCGCAUAACGCACGCAUACCUGGCUAUGGACAGGGCGGUUUGCAUCGUUCGUCGGCAACCACAACAACCACAACGACAACUAGCACUACCACUUCUACCACAACAACAACAACAACAACAACAUCGUCGGCAAUACCACAAUCAACGCACAAUUUGCCAAAAUCCGACAUUUUGAACACCUUUAGCGGCAAUUUGACAAAU
This is a messenger RNA of Rhagoletis zephyria (snowberry fruit fly), 756 nucleotides long. RefSeq names its product transient receptor potential cation channel trpm-like. Lineage: Eukaryota; Metazoa; Arthropoda; Insecta; Diptera; Tephritidae. Gene Ontology annotation, cellular component: plasma membrane. Gene Ontology annotation, biological process: metal ion transport; monoatomic cation transmembrane transport. Gene Ontology annotation, molecular function: monoatomic cation channel activity. The record is from RefSeq and is a predicted model, not a curated record.